Messenger RNA from Fundulus heteroclitus (mummichog), 897 nucleotides. RefSeq names its product cocaine- and amphetamine-regulated transcript protein (gene cart3). Lineage: Eukaryota; Metazoa; Chordata; Actinopteri; Cyprinodontiformes; Fundulidae. The transcript is spliced from 3 exons. Gene Ontology annotation, biological process: positive regulation of MAPK cascade; negative regulation of appetite; adult feeding behavior. Gene Ontology annotation, molecular function: neuropeptide hormone activity. The record is from RefSeq and is a predicted model, not a curated record. The coding region runs from base 66 to 452 and encodes 128 amino acids.
UCUCACAUAAAAAGGUGUUUGUGGCGCAGGAGCUGAGAACUAUUUGAAAUCGGUUUAGGGCCCACAUGUUGCCGCACAUCGGGACCAUGCAGAGCUCCGGGUUGCUGAGCGGAGCGCUCCUCUGCGCGCUGCUGCUGCUCUCAGCCGGCGCCGCCGGAGCGCAGGGGCUGCUGGACGCGGAGUCCGAGGAGGAGCUGAGCCCCAGAGCGCUGCGGGACUUCUACCCGAAAGGACCAAACCUGACCAGCGAGAAGCAGCUGCUCGGAGCUCUCCAAGAAGUUCUUGAAAAGCUGCAGGCUAAACGUCUUCCGUCGUGGGAAAAGAAAUUCGGUCAAGUCCCAACGUGUGAUGUUGGAGAGCAGUGCGCGGUGAGGAAAGGCGCACGAAUCGGGAAGAUGUGCGACUGUCCCCGGGGAGCUUUCUGCAACUUCUUCCUGCUGAAGUGCUUAUGAGCCUCUCCGGAUCUGAAUGUAGCUUUUGAGAAGAGAGGAGGAAAAACGAGGGGGUGAAAUCUCUCACCGCAUCCCUUUGUAAUUAGGCUCAGAUUUAUUUAUUUUUAAUUGCACGGCUCAGGCGCGGCUGGAGAGACUGUCCACCACAAAGAACCGUAGGGAUUUUGUUUCAAGGGGUAAAACAUUCCACGUUAUUUUACAGAAAACGUCUCUCUGAGGAUCUCACGAGGAUGAGAAUAUUAUAAAGAUUUUCUGUAAAUACUCAGAUCCACUUCAGCCUCAAUAAACUCACCUGAGGGACCAUAGACGCACUGUAAUGUCCAACCAGCAAUAUUAUGGAAACCCAUAUAACCUCCAUCUGCUGUGUCAUGAAUCUGUUUCGUUUCAGCUGAAUGUCUUGUGCGUGUCUCAUGAUAAUAAACAGUGAAUCCUGUUGUUUUGUAAA